This is a messenger RNA of Mytilus californianus (California mussel), 9643 nucleotides long. Its product is annotated as DENN domain-containing protein 11-like. The record is from RefSeq and is a predicted model, not a curated record. The transcript has 9 exons. Gene Ontology annotation, cellular component: cytoplasm. The coding region runs from base 25 to 1326 and encodes 433 amino acids. Lineage: Eukaryota; Metazoa; Mollusca; Bivalvia; Mytilida; Mytilidae.
UAAAAUGUAAUAUUUAGUGAUAAAAUGGCACAAGAAGAAAAAUCGCCGCUUUUAGCGGAAACAGAUGGAGAUGAUUAUAUUUACCCUAAUCCAAGAAAAAGAGUUUGGCAUGUGCCACCUGAACUUAAAGGUGUUUUGAAUGUGAAUGGCACAAUAAACACCAGUUCAUCCUCGUCUUCCUUGGCCUGCGAUUUCGAUUUUGUUGUCUGUGUCUUUGUUGUAACAUUUGAUACAAGAUCAGGCAAUAUGAUAGAAUGGUGUCAGCCUGAAGAGUUUGAACUGGAUGGUGUUGAGUUCAAAGCAAUGGUCAGUGGAUCACAUACUUUGCUGAAAGAUUUUGUAUAUUUCCGUAAAGAAAAUUUGUAUGGUUUAGCAUGCUUUGAAAACAUGCAUGUAGAGAGUGAGAUUGAAAGAGGGGCAAGGAUGAAAUCAGUUGGGAUAUUAUCAACGUCUUACACAAACUUAUAUAGGCAUAUGCAGUUUUUAGAAACACAAGUUAGGCACCAGCUGGAAACCCCUGGGAAGUAUUCAAAUCUUGAAGUAUUUUACCAAGAUAAGAAAGGAACAUUGAACAGUACUACGUCAAUCCCACAGCAAAUAACACCAAACUCUUCCUCAUCAACUCCUAGUCAAGAAAUAUUACCAGAGAUGAAGAUAACCCACCCUGCUGGAUGUUUUUCCCAAUUCAUGAAGUUUUUUGGAGAGAAAGUGUUUAUAUUAUGGAAAUUUGCAUUGUUACAGCAAAGAAUUUUAUUUUUCUCGCCACCACCAAUAGGUGUUGUAUGUUAUAGAGUUUACUGUGCGUGUUGCCUUGGAAACCAUGAUGUUGGAGGACUUGGUCAUGAAAUGAAACCUCACUUUUAUGUCAAUGUGGCUGAUAUAGAAACAUUAGAGUCAGAAGUCUCAUAUAUUGCAUGUACAACAGAGAAGAUAUUUGAAGUAAAAACAAGUCUUUAUGAUAUAUAUGUUGAUAAUCAGGUUAUCAGACCGUGUUCACCAAUGCUGAGAGACUUAAUGAAAGUCAGUGUAGCAGACAAAGAUAAAUUUGCCAAACUGAACAACCAAAGGUCAGCAUUACAGUAUAACUAUGAAGACCAAGGGAUUGAUGAGGAAGAGCUAUUUACAACAUUUUUUACUGAACAAAACAACCGAAUAUUCCAAACUUUAUUAGAAGCAUCAUGUUCACAGGACAGACAGUUAACAUCAGAACACAUGAAAAACAUGGGACUAGAUCCCUAUGGAGAUAGAACAUUCCUGAUGGAAUUAGUAGAGCAUUAUGGGAUAGAUGUCAUGUUGAUGGUGGAUAACCCAUGUUGUCCCAAGUAGCAACAGGAAGGAUGAAUGAGGGAAAAUGAAAUUAUGAUUGUUUCUUUAUUAAAAUGUGAAUUUUUAAUUUUCAUCAUGGAGGCAUUGAAAUAAAUGAUUCUGUCUUUUUUUAAUUUCAACUUAAAUUUAAAUUUAAUAUAAAUAUUUAAAUCAUGGUAAUAGACCUGUCUCAGGAGGCCAGUAUGAGCUUUCUUGAUCAAUUGUAGCUAAAUUUGCAAUUUGAACUUUAGUCAAAAUAAAAUUAAUUUAUGUUUCAUAUAAAUGACUGAACACUUUGUUGGAUAUUGUAGCUUUAUAUGAUUUUUUUAAGAGUAGGAAGCUGUCCAUUUUUAGAUAAUUGACAAUAGCAUCAUUUUCAUUAUAAAUUAUUUUUAGAUUUAUGUAAAAAUGAACUUCCUUAUAUGAAUGACGUUGAGGGAAAACUGUAAUUUUACUUAAUACUGUCUUCUAAACCAUUUAUAUUGGAUUAUGACACACCAGAAAUGUGGUUUAUAGGGUAUAUAUAUACAGAUUUUACUUGUCAGACUCUGUCAAUACUGGCGUACACAUUUCAUGGACAGAAAGUAUUAAUUAAACAUUUUACUUUUGUGUUUCAAAUUUCUAGCAUGUUAAAACUGUUUUGUUAAGCUGAAGCAACAAAUAUUUUGAUAUUACAUUUUGCUUUAAAAUAUGGCAAGAUAAGGGUUUACUACAAUUUGGUCCAUAUGUCCUUCAUUUCAAGAUAAGACUUUUAUGAAUUUAUUUCUGUAAUCAAUGAUGAUACAUGUAUAAAUAGUUAUUAACAUGCCACACCUAGGAUUCUCACACAUUGUACAAUAUGUUUAUUAGUACAAUACUCUUAUUAGUGAAUUUUACAUCUAUGACUUAAAUAUUUUGCUCAAGUUUGCAUAAAGUUAAGAUUUUAGAAACAAAAUGUGGUAUGUCAUUGAUAUUUUGCAACUUCAUUCAAAUUUAUAUACAAAUCUGCAACAUUUAGGUCAACAUGAGCUGAGUUCAUAUUCAAAACAUACCGUAGAUUCCUCAUCAUUAGUAGGGUAGCAAUUUUCAUGGAUUUCGUUGAUAAACGGGAACCAUAAAUUGUUGUGUAACGAAGUACACAUUUUUCAUUGGCUUGUAUGUGGACUUUGACAAAACCAUGAAAUCAAGUAUCCAUGAAAACACUGUUUUGCCUCAAUCUUUGAAAACAGAUACACACCAAAAUAAAUGAAUCAACUGUACAUAAUAUUAUAUCUAUGAUAUUAUUCCACAAUUUUUUAUCAUAUUGAUAAAAACAGUGUUUCAUGCUUUAUAUACCUACAUUAUAUGCUUGAAUGCUAUUUUCAGAUCUUGCAUUUAAGUUUAGAACUAUAUAUGUAUACCUCCUUUUAAAUACUUUUGAUUGGUAAAACUGUUUUUUUUUUUUUUUUUACAAAAAUAACAUCAUACACAAAUUUCAAAUUGGUAUUAUUAUUAUUGUGUUAAAUACACUCCAGAAUCGAACAUAUUGAGGUAUUAUAUUAUUUGAUUAUGCAUAUUUUCAUUCUUUUAUCAGUCAUUAGGAUUUUGUUAUAAAUGUAGAAUACUCUUUUCCUUGUUACAAGAUUACCUCGCACCGAAUAUACCAAAACAUUAAGUGUGGAGUACACGUCUUGUACAGUAAAUUGAUGUCAUACAUGAUUCAUUUCUAUUAGUUAUUAAAUUAAACGCUUCGUAUGAAAUUAAAUCAAGCUAAAAUUUCAUGGCUACUCAAUAUUUUUUUUUGCUUUAUUGUAAUUCAGUUUCUAGUUAGAAAGAUUUGACAGAUAGAAAAUUGCUACAGAAGUAUGUGAACUGUGGAGAUAAAGAUUUGACAGAUAGUAAAUUGCUACAGAAUUAUGUGAACUGUGUAGAUUUGUUUAUGUCUUUUAAUGUUUCUUUCACUGAUGAUUGUUAAUAGCUAGAACUGAAGACAAACGUCAAAAUCAAGUAGGAUACAUUUGUGGAUUGAUUGAAUGGAGAUAAAUAUUAUUGUCUCAACAAAGUCUAAAAAGUGAGACUAAGGCGUGCUGUUUUUGCUGCAGUGUUAACAAUGUAUUAGUUUGUGAUUAGGUCAGUUUAAGGGGAACCACUAGUGGUAGGUCAGUGAUAUUUUGUAUGCAGCUGUAUUAACAUUGGCUCAUCUCAUUUUCAUAGAGAUUACUUGGCCCCAGUCAUGGUCUAUUGAUUUUGAAACUUUUGCUUAGUUAACAUGUUAAAGUUUAUUAUUAGGUUAAUUUAAUAGGAAUAACUAAUGAUAGUUCAAAAAUAUUUGGUAUGCAGUUGUAUUAGUACAGUAUUGGCAUUUCUUAUUUCCAAAGGAAUUAAUUUUGCCUAUUACCUAUAGUCAUGGUUCAUUGACUUUGAAUAUUUUGCAUUUUAAAGUAUUGGUAAUUUGAUUUCAACAUUUACAUUUUUUUGCUAUCAAAAUUACUUACAGGCGAGACAUAUCUCUGUGUCAACAGUUUAUUUAAAAUAUUUUUUUAUGAUAUUGUACAGGAGUAAAACGUCUUUCAUAAUAUUGCUUUAUGAAUUAUAUUGGUUAUCAUGUUACCAAGGAAAAUGUUACUGCAAUGCCAUAUCAAGCAUCAAUUAUUAAUUUGUAUAUUGUAAUACAAUAAUUGUAUAUUGUUGAAACAUCUUUUAUAUUGUUUGAAAGAUAGAAAUAGAAUUGUUAUUUAAUGAUCUGAAUGUAUUUGUGCCAAAUAAGAAUUGAAAUGACAAAAGUAGUACAUGUCUGUAAUUUUAGGUCAUAUGAAAAUUUUGUUUUAAUUUUAUUAGUUCUAAAAUUAUUUAUAUGCCAUAUACCAUUAAUUAGCUUCUUUUUACCACUAAACAACAAUGAAAACAUUUCCAAUACAUUGCAUCACUAAACACUUUAUAUUUUUCCAUAGGAACAUAAUAAGAUAUAGGAUAAAAGCCAAUGAAGCAGGAAUCUUAACAAAACAGUAAAACCAAGAAGACAUCUUAAUAUCUUCAAUGACAUUUAUGUGUUUCUACCAUAUGUCAAUUUCUAAAAAGCCUUGAGUUUACACAAGUAGAGAAGCAAGCCAGCACAGACAACCAAUGCUCUGCUGUUAGCACCACAUUUCUGAAUGGACAUAAAAUGCUAAGAAACAAUAAGAAUCUUUAAUGAGGUUUGUGGACAGGAAUUUGCUUUUAAAUUAUUGGAAAGUUCUAUAAAUGAAAAUGCAUUAGAAAUAUUCUUACCAACUAUUACCUCACCAUCAAACCCCAAAACGGACCACAGAACAUAUGUAAAUAUAGGUUAAUGUAUUUUAUUCAAAAUUGAUUCCUGAUGUCAAAACUUUAUCUUUGUGAAAAUUAUUUAGAAAAUUAACAAAAAAGUGCAAACAGAGCCCUUGCUGACAUGUCAUUUUCUAGUUUAUUUUUAAGAAUAGUGGUUUUAAUCUGGGAGAACAUGAUUUAUUUAUUAGUUGUUUAUUGGAUUUGAGCAAGCUGUACUGUUAGAUUGGUACUUUGUCUUUUGUCCUAUGCUAGUGGUUUUUAUACGACCGCAAAAAUUGAAAAUUUUUUGGUCGUAUAUUGGUUUGACGUUGGCGUCGUCGUCGUCGUCGUCGUCGUCGUUGUCGUCGUCUGGCGUCGUCCGGCGUCGUCCGAAGACACAUUGGUUUUCGCACUCUAACUUUAGUUUAAGUGAAUGGAUCUCCAUGAAAUUUUACCAUAAGGUUCAAUACCACGAAAGGAAGGUGGGGAUUGAUUUUGGGGGUUAUGGUACCAACAGUUAAGGAAUUAGGGGCCAAAAAGGGGCCAAAAAUAAGCAUUUUUGUAACUUCCAGACAAUAACUUGUGUGUAAGUGUACGGAUCUCUCUGACAUUGUACCACAAGGUUCCAUAUCACAAAGGGAAGGCUGUAAUUGAUUUUGGGGGUAAUUGCCUCAAAAUUUUAGGAAUUAGGGGCCAAAAAAGGGGCAAAAAUCAAGCAUUUUUCUAGUUUCAUGACAAUAACUUGUGUGUAAGUGUUUGGAUAUUUCUGAAAUUGUACUAUAAGGUUCCAUAUUACAAAGGGAAAGCUGGAAUUGAGUUUGGGGGUAAUUGCCCGAAACGUUUAGGAAUUGGGGGCCAAAAAGGGGCCAAAAAUAAGCAUUUUUCUAGUUUCCAGACAAUAACUUGUGUUCAAGUGUAUGGAUCUCUCUGAAAUUGUACUGCAAGGUACCAUACCACAAAGGGAAGGCUGGGAUUGAGUUUGGGGGUGAUGAAUCAUAAGGGGGUUCAAAAAAUUUGGGGGGGGGGGAUUUUUUUUUUUCUUUUUUUUUUCUUUUUUUCCUUUUUUUUUUCUUUUAAAAUUUUCCAUUUUAAGUUGGUUAUUUCUGAUUAAUAUUUAAAAGCAAAUAAUAAUGAUAUGGUAGGAGAUACACACCAAACAGGAUGUGUAAAUUAUUAUAUAAUAAGUAUUGUGCAAUAGCAAGAAAUUUUCAAUUGCACAGUAUUGCACAAUUGCAAGAAAUCUUCAAUUGCACAGUAUUGCGCAAUAGCAAGAAAUCUUCAAUUGCACAGUAUUGCGCAAUAGCAAGAAAUAUCCAAUAGCACAAUAUUGCGCAAUAGCAAGAAAUUGUCAAUUGUACAGUAUUGCACAAUAGCAAGAAAUAUUCAAUUGCACAGUAUUGUGCAAAAGAAGAUACUUCGUAUAAAUUGCUUAUUUCUUGAUCAAUUUCAAUGGGGUUUUAUUCUUGAAUUCUUGGGGUUCUUUAAUAUGCUGAAUCUAACCGUGUAUUAAGUUUUUGGAUUUUGGGCCCCGUUUUUAAAUUGGUCCACAUUGAGGUCCAAAGGGUCCAAAAUUUAACUUCGUUUGAUUUCAUCAAAAAUUGAAUUAUUGGGGUUCUUUGAUAUGCCGAAUCUAACCGUGUAUUUAGAUUCUUAAUUUUUGGUUCCGUUUUCAAAUUGGUCUACAUUAAGGUCAAAAGGGUCCAAAAUUAAACUUAGUUUGAUUUUAACAAAAAUUGAAUUUUUAGGGUACUUUGAUAUGCUGAAUCUAAACAUGUAUUUAGAUUUUUGAUUAUGGGCCCAGUUUUCAAGUUGGUCCAAAUCGGGGUCCAAAAUUAAACUUUGUUUGAUUUCAACAAAAAUUGAAUAUAUGGGGUUCUUUUAUAUGCUGAAUCUAACCAUGUAUUUAGAUUUUUGAUUUUUGGGCCCAGUUAUCAACUUUGUCCACAUUGAGGUCAAAAGGGUCCAAAAUUAAACUUUGUUUGAUUUCAUCAAAAAUUGAAUUCUUGGGGUUCUUUGAUAUGCUGAAUCUAACCAUGUAUUUAGAUUUUUUAUUUGUGGACCCACUAUCAAAUUGGUUCAUAUUGAGGUCAAAAGGGUCCAAAAUUAAACUUUGUUUGAUUUCAUCAAAAAUUGAAUUAUUGGGGUUCUUUGAUAUGCCAAAUCUAACCGUGUAUUUAGAUUUUUAAUUUUGGGUCCCGUUUUUAAAUUGGUCUACAUUAAGGUCCAAAGGGUCCAAAAUUAAAUUUGUUUGAUUUUAACAAAAAUUGAAUUCUUUCUGGUUCUUUGAUAUGCUGAAUCUAAACAUGUGUUAAGAUUUUUGAUUAUGGGCCCAGUUUUCAAGUUGGUCCAAGUUGGGGUCCAAAAUUAAACUUUGUUUGAUUUCAACAAAAAUUGAAUAUAUGGGGUUCUUUGAUAUGCUGAAUCUAAACAUGUAUUUAUAUUUUAGAUUUUUGGCCCAGUUUUCAAGUUGGUCCAAAUUGGGGUCCAAAAUUAAACUUUGUUUGAUUUCAACAAAAAUUGAAUAUAUGGGGUUCUUUGAUAUGCUGAAUCUUACCAUGUAUUUAGAUUUUUUAUUUGUGGGCCCGCUAUCAAAUUGGUUCAUAUUGAGGUCAAAAGGGUCCAAAAUUAAACUUUGUUUGAUUUCAUCAAAAAUUUAAUUAUUGGGGUUCUUUGAUAUGCCAAAUCUAACCGUGUAUUUAGAUUUUUAAUUUUGGGUCCCGUUUUUUAAAUUGGUCUACAUUAAGGUCCAAAGGGUCCAAAAUUAAACUUAGUUUGAUUUUAACAAAAAUUGAAUUUUUGGGGUUUUUUGAUAUGCUGAAUCUAAACAUGUGUUUAGAUUUUUGAUUAUGGGACCAGUUUUCAAGUUGGUCCAAGUUGGGGUCCAAAAUUAAACUUUGUUUGAUUUCAACAAAAAUUGAAUAUAUGGGGUUCUUUGAUAUGCUGAAUCUAAACAUGUAUUUAGAUUUUAGAUUUUUGGCCCAGUUUUCAAGUUGGUCCAAAUUGGGGUCAAAAAUUAAACUUUGUUUGAUUUCAACAAAAAUUGAAUAUAUGGGGUUCUUUGAUAUGCUGAAUCUUACCAUGUAUUUAGAUUUUUUAUUUUGUGGGCCUGCUAUCAAAUUGGUUCAUAUUGAGGUCAAAAGGGUCCAAAAUUAAACUUUGUUUGAUUUCAUCAAAAAUUGAAUUAUUGGGGUUCUUUGAUAUGCCAAAUCUAACCGUGUUUUUAGAUUUUUAAUUUUGUGUCCCGUUUUUUAAAUUGGUCUACAUUAAGGUCCAAAGGGUCCAAAAUUAAACUUAGUUUGAUUUUAACAAAAAUUGAAUUCUUGGGGUACUUUGAUAUGCUGAAUCUAAACAUGUGUUUGGAUUUUUUAUUAUGGGACUAGUUUUCAAGUUUGUCCAAGUUGGGGUCCAAAAUUAAACUUUGUUUGAUUUCAACAAAAAUUGAAUAUAUGGGGUUCUUUGAUAUGCUGAAUCUAACCAUGUAUUUUGAUUUUGGACAUUGGACCAUAAUAGGUAAAUUAAAAAAAUUGAAGUUCUUAGACCACAUUCUUUCUGUGUCAGAAACCUAUGCUGUGUCAAAUAUUUAAUCACAAUCCAAAUUCAGAGCUGUAUCAAGCUUGAAUGUUGUGUCCAUACUUGCCCCAACUGUUCAGGGUUCAACCUCUGCGGUCGUAUCAAGCUGCGCCCAGCGAAGCAUUUUAUUUGUGUUUGUUCCAAUUUGAAGGUUCAAGCCAUUUUCAACUGAUUUGGUGUUCAUGGAUACAAAAGUGUGCACAUGCAACUCUUUUUUGUUUGGUUGCAAUUUUUUGACAGAUUAAUCAAUCAUAGUUAUUACUAGAAAUGUGUUUAUAUUUCUUUUCAAUAUAAUGUUAACACAUGCAGAAUAGUAUUGGAAGUUCCUAGGUGUUGGAUGGUUAAAAUUACAUCAUUUGAAGUGGUAUAAGGAUAUUGUUUUAGAUGUAGAAAAGAGUAAAAGUUGAAUUUUCUUUUCUUUAUGUAAGAUGUUAGAUGUUUUAGAAGAAAACCCACCACUAUUUAUGGUGGAUGUAAAACGUAAGAUUCUUUUGUCAAUAUAUGUUGGUUUUAUAUUUAUUCAACUUUCCCAAUUUUUUUACAUUUGUUCUGAUAUUAUAAAAUUUUUAUCUGCAAAAAUGUGCAGUUAUACAAAUAGUUUUUGGGGUAAAGAUUGUACUUUCAUGCACUCAACUUAUUUAGCCACUGGCUGGUUAGUUUCUUCCUUACACAAAGCAUAAUACUGCAUUUGUGCUGACAUUAUAUUGUUUCCAUAUAAACAACAAGUUUAUGUAGAGAAUGAAAGAACUUGCUGGAAUGUUAUCAGAGACAUUUUAAACUAUUAAGUUGAUCAACAGUUACAUAUUAUUUAAAGGCUAGAUAUGAGACAGUUGUAUGCUAUACAAGUGGAUGAAUUUUAAUACUUGAAGAAAAUUGAAAGCACAAUACAGAUAUUUACUCCUGUGUUGUUGUAUGUACAGAAGUAUUUAUGUAAAAAAAACACUUUAUGAGGAUAAUUAGACAGGCAUUGAUAGAAGCUCCCAUGCUGGUUUGCAUAUUUAAUCAUAUGGGCUAAAUUUGUUAGACCUCAAAUUAAAAGUGACUCAAAUGCAGUUAAAAGAUGACUGUUAAUGCUUUCCUUGCAUUCUUUUAAUACUCUUUUGGUUUAACAUAGCUCUAGCUUUUAAGGUGCAGUUAGUAUUUUAUUUUUAUGCCCCACCUAUGAUAGUAGUGGAGCAUCCGUGUACUUUGGACACAUUCUUGUUUUCCUGUGAUUUAAUCUAAUAUAAGACAUAAUCUUUAACAAACAUGAUAAUAAAGUGUGUACAUUUACUCAUUAUUUAGAUGAUUUUUUUUUUUACAUUCCAUGUUCUUGUGUAUUUUGUCUUGUUAAUGAUCGAGCUAAUAGCUUAUAUAAUCUUGUUUUCUAUACAUUUUUGUUUACAUUCCAUGUUCUCCUGUAUCUUGUUAUUGAUGGAGCCAAUAGCUUGUUCAUAUCUUGUUUUCUAUAAUGUUUUUUUUUCAUGCUGUCAUCAGGUUGUUAAUAACAUUUCCUUGUUAUGUGCAAUAAAUAUAUCUCUUAUCA